Molecule: messenger RNA, 708 nt
Organism: Suillus paluster
Lineage: Eukaryota; Fungi; Basidiomycota; Agaricomycetes; Boletales; Suillaceae
Exons: 3
Coding region: 1-708 (235 amino acids)
Source: RefSeq, a predicted model, not a curated record
AUGUACAAGGCAUGUGGAAAGUCCAUUAGUAAGUAUGUUAAGAUCUUACAGCUUUUGAAAUUAAAUCAUAUUUCCCUUGUCUCUGAGCUCAUCUGCAGCCGCAUUGUCCACCUCAAUGAAGAAUGCCUCAGAUACAUUGCAUCAGAGAGUGAGCUUGAAGUCAAUGAAGAUGAGAUCAAGGAUGAUCAGAUGCUUGCAGGACACAUUCACCUUGGCUCCCUGCAGCCUCUCAUUAGUUUUGCCCUAGUAGAGGAAGCAUAUUAUUCAAAUUGCACGUUUGCACACUUCCAGAAGAAGUUCACUAUAUUCCUCAAUGACUUCCUCCCUUCCAACAAUAUACCAUUGCCUAACAGUUUGACCUGGCUAAGACGAGCAGCUGAGGACACACUUCAAGAAUACUGCUACCUCAAAGUAAAUUGCAAGUCCUUCAUUGACUGGAAAUCGGCCACCAAAUACCUUAGAUGUAACCCAAGUUUCUAUGGCUGUGAAUGGUGCAAUUGUGCAAUGAUACAUACCCAUGACAAGGAUGGCAAUGACCAAAACAUUUUUGUUCAAUUACUAUUCAUGUUUAAGUAUGUUGUUACUUUAUCUGAGUUUAUUUCCCUUCAUUCAAUCAUUCAUGGUGCUCUACUUGUCCCUGAUUAUGACAGUAAUACAGAUUUUUUUGUUGUUGACUAUGUGGAUACAGAUAUGUUCCUCCACUCUUGA